GUACGCGCAUGCGCGUUAGAACGCGGUAGCCCUGGCGUGUGGAGUGUAGUCACGUGGAGACGGUCCGCCACCUCCGUGCUAUCCAAACAGAACGUGAGCUGCUAGCAGUCCGCCUGUUUAGAGCGCCGCUCGGCUGCUUAAGCGAUCCAUGUUGUUUUUCUAAGCCCCGCGUCCCUUUAAACUUCACCGUUCCGUCGAAGAAUGAGUGAUAACGACGACAUCGAAGUCGACAGUGACGAAGACUCACCGAGAUAUCACUGUGUGGGGUGUCAUUCAUCGACUGGAGCGCCUGUCUUUUGUCCGAGUUUUUCCACGCUGUCCGCAGGACAAAGCGAAGAAUUACCAGUUCUUCCCUCCUUCCUCUCGCCACCUGGAGCACUUAUGUAAUGCACCAUGGUCAGGCAGACAAACGGGCACACCACAAUGCGCUGGAGCGCAAGCGUAGGGACCACAUCAAAGACAGCUUUCACAGCCUCCGGGAUUCUGUACCUGCCUUGCAGGGAGAAAAGGUUGGUAGCCCCAAUAGUGGUACAGAAACAUCCCAGAGUAAGCAGUCUACCAAACAGGCGUCUAGAGCUCAAAUCCUAGACAAAGCCACAGAGUACAUCCAGUACAUGAGGCGAAAAAAUCACACACACCAGCAGGACAUCGACGAUCUCAAGAGGCAGAACGCCCUGCUGGAGCAGCAAGUGCGCGCUCUGGAGAAAGUGAAGGGCUCGGCGCAGCUGCAGACCAACUACUCGUCGUCCGACAGCAGCCUAUACACCAACCCCAAAGGCAGCGCCGUGUCUGCCUUUGACGGCGGCUCAGACUCCAGCUCCGAGUCGGAACCCGAGGAGCCGCCCAAUCGCAAGAAGCUGCGCGUGGAGGCCAGCUAGAGAGCGUCUGGCCCUUUCGACGCUUUUCCACCUGACGGCCACCACCACCACCGACAUCACCACACCCACCGUUCUGGCUCCUCCCCCUCACUGGACGGGCUCGCACUGGAGACUCAUGACCCCCUCAAAAGUCCCCACACCGCUACAACCGUAAGACAGGGCAGGUCUUUGCCCCCUUGUGCAGUUGUCAUCAAUAUUAUCCUGUCUCGCAACAGUCCAAAACCCAACAAGAGGCAGCUCGGCUACUUGGGGACUUUUUGAAAUGUCCCCUUUAGGUAGCCCCGCCCCCUCCCAGGGUCCAUGCGAGGGAGGGGCAGACGCACACCAGACGUACUCCUAAACACUGCUAGAUUAUAUAUUUUUGGUUUAUUUUGUUAUUCAACAUUUAAAAAACAAACAAAAACAGCCUGGUUAGAACAUAAACAAAUCCUGGGACAAGUUUUUAAAAUGCUAAAAAUUUCUAGCUUUUCCACAAAAGAAUGUCAGCGACACCCGCCCACCUCAGGCUCACUGGAUCGCAGAUGUUUUCUGCUGUGACACAUUUGUUAAGACAUUAAAAAAAUGGAUGUUUUGAAUGAAAAUAUUCCUAAACUUGUAACGUAUUUUGUCCUUUAGCUUGAAGUAGUGGAUGACUUUAGGAGGCUGAAUACAUUAGGCAGCUUGUUUUAUAGACCCCUUGAAAGAAAACAAACAACAAAAAAAAGGAAGAGAGUAUUGAUUGGAUGUUUUAAGCUCUAAUGUAUGUUCUGCAUUUUGUAGUCGUCAUCUCACAAGUCACGAAACGGCGUUACUUCAACCGGAAUGUUCCAAAGUAGCCAAUCCGCGCCCCUCUUGUCGAUGUGUCGUGCUUUACAAAGUCCAAAAUGUCGCUGAAUCCCCCAGAGGGAGAACAAGGAAGCAUUUUAGUGUGUGUAUUUUGUUUCCAUUCAGGAUUAGAAUUGGUGUACCGGGUCUUUGUUUUGUUCGAUUCCAUUCCAUGGAAAUUACAAGUAUGUUGUACAUACUGCCAACAAUUGUCUUGCAAGUUGAGGCCUACCUUUAUUAUGAGACUAUAAAAUAAACUAUUUUAUCCUUUAA
Molecule: messenger RNA, 1955 nt
Organism: Nerophis lumbriciformis (worm pipefish)
Lineage: Eukaryota; Metazoa; Chordata; Actinopteri; Syngnathiformes; Syngnathidae
Gene: max
Product: myc associated factor X
Biological process (GO): positive regulation of transcription by RNA polymerase II
Cellular component (GO): RNA polymerase II transcription regulator complex
Molecular function (GO): protein dimerization activity; DNA-binding transcription factor activity
Source: RefSeq, a predicted model, not a curated record